AGUAACCUGUGUAAACAAAAUCAUAAAUUUGUCGUAAAUGCAGAACCCUUGGGAGGUACAUGUUAUAGUCCAAGGAAGAGGGUGGGUGGCGUGGAGUCUUUCCUGGCAGUGAGAGAUGAUGAGAGUGGAGGGAACCAAAUAAAGAGGAACUGCAGGGACGCUCCGAAUUCGCCUUAAAUAUCAAGGACUAGUUGUGAUGAUGGAGAAAGCUGCACUGCUGCUGUUUUGUUGCCUGGUUGUGUCUUCAUCAGGCUCCCCUCUCUACCCGUCUAUCAGGUUCGGCCAGAGGAACACUAUCUUGAUGACAUCUUCUAUAAAGAAUCCAGCAGAACAGCUGCAGGAAGACAUGAGUCCUCCUAGGGAGAAAGCAGAGCUACGAUCAGGACGCCACGCUGAUGCCGUCUUUACAAAUGGUUACAGGAAAGUCCUGGGACAAAUCUCUGCCAGGAAGUUCCUCCAGACAAUCAUGGGCAAACGGCUGGGAGAUGAAAUGGAGAGCUACUUGAAACGCCAGUCAGAUAUCUAUGAAUGCACCUACAAAGAAGAUCUGACAUCCAUCCAGAGCAAUGAGAGAUACAGAGGAAGCCCAGAUUGCUGAGUUGAGACUGGUGAAUUGAACUGAACGCCGCCAGUGCUCGUCGCCACUGCAACUUUCAUCCAUCACUGCUUAUUCCUUCAUCCUGGUCUUUACAGAUGCAAAUGAUAUUGUUCUUUUUUGUCUAUUAAAAGCUGUAAAUAAUUUAGACAGACCAGAUCAGCUAAUGACUGUGGAAGACAUGUUACUGAGAAACAAAGCUGUGUAGUCUCACUUUAAUGGAAAUACUACUAUGUCAUUUUUAAAUAGCUACUGAAAUGCCAACAGGGAAUCAUGGGAAUAAAAUCUUGAACAAUGCACUUUUUUAUGUCAAGGCAUCUCAGAACCAGUGUGAUCAUGAUCAACUAGGCAGCGGUGAAAACUACAUGACAGAAACCAUUUUAAGGUAUUCAUACUUUCAGUGUUUUCAUUUAUACUUGUUCUUCACAGCAUCUUAGACAAAAAUGUACCACUGUUGUGUAUCCCUACAUGUAUUUGACAGCUAUAGUUGCAUGAUAGAUUAAGAUCUUAUCUAAAAAUCAUACAGGAUGCGAUGAGUGACUAAAUAGUAUGUGAGACUCCUAUUCAGUUGCACUUUUGCACAGUUAGUCACCUGGCUUUGAAUAUAUGAUCAGCUUAUAUAAUGUGUUGCUAUAUAUUAACAUAUCCACUGACAUAUAACGUACUUUAUGUACAAUGAGUUCACCUCGACCAGCUGCAUAAUUAUCCAAGAACAUAUUCUAUGUAACAAUGCAACACUCAGAGAGGAACCAUAAUGCAUGAGUAUAUGAUGAUGCCUGUACUUGUUAGGCUUGGACUCCUAAUAGAACUUCUUCAAACAACAAGGGAGAUAAACAUCAGUAAUGGUCAGGUUGUUCCAGUACACUGUACUGCCUGCUCAUUAGUGUAAUUAAUUACACCUGUGCCUUUCCUACUAUGAUGUCUGGUUCAUGUGGAGUUGAUUCAACACUUUUUUAAACCUCAAAGAAUAAAUAUGACAUUCAUAAAUGUUUUUUUAAAAUUACAUUCAUCCUAAGUAAUAAAACACCCAUGUUCAGUUUAGUACUGUUUUUGCUGCUAGCAAGCUACACCCUUGGUUGCUCUAGUGUAAACAGCAGCAGCUUAUGGGGCUGACAAGUACCAUUAGCAGACAGACUGCCAUACAACUGAAAUUACUCAGUUUCUGAUUUUAUGACUACUCGCUUCUGUUAUUCGACAUUAUCCUGUAAUUGCCACUUAUAGUCACAGUAGCUGUUGCUCAGCAAUGUUACAGCAAUAUACUUGCUUCAGCUUCAAUUUGUGGGUGUGCAGAGUCAGUAACAUUUGUCUUAAUAGUCACUUGCAUAUAAGAACAAGAGUUGUUCUCUGAAAUUAUUCCAAGACUUUUAACUGGGCACAGUUGCAUUAGGAAGGAAUAUCCAACAUACAGGAAGAGAACAGUCCUCCUUCUGUGACAAAAUGAAUUUCAAGUUAAUGUUUAAACACUGUAAGCAAGAAAACAGUUAAAAGGUAAACACAAAGGAAAUUCUGCAGCAAGACAAAAUACAGUAUUCAACAGACCAGUUUCUUUUGUGUCUUCUCAAACUCAGUUUUCCACUCAAAUUUCAUUGUUUGA
This is a messenger RNA of Monopterus albus (swamp eel), 2189 nucleotides long. It is a transcript of the gene ghrh, whose product is annotated as growth hormone releasing hormone. Gene Ontology annotation, molecular function: growth hormone-releasing hormone receptor binding; growth hormone-releasing hormone activity; neuropeptide hormone activity. Gene Ontology annotation, cellular component: extracellular region; terminal bouton; perikaryon. Gene Ontology annotation, biological process: growth hormone secretion; regulation of protein localization; adenylate cyclase-activating G protein-coupled receptor signaling pathway. Lineage: Eukaryota; Metazoa; Chordata; Actinopteri; Synbranchiformes; Synbranchidae. The transcript is spliced from 7 exons. The record is from RefSeq and is a predicted model, not a curated record. The coding region runs from base 197 to 598 and encodes 133 amino acids.